Molecule: messenger RNA, 2448 nt
Organism: Diospyros lotus (date-plum)
Lineage: Eukaryota; Viridiplantae; Streptophyta; Magnoliopsida; Ericales; Ebenaceae
Product: sucrose synthase 2-like
Exons: 15
Coding region: 7-2448 (813 amino acids)
Biological process (GO): sucrose metabolic process
Molecular function (GO): sucrose synthase activity
Source: RefSeq, a predicted model, not a curated record
AGGAUUAUGGCGACUGCUACGACAUUGACGCGGAUGCCCAGUAUCAGAGACAGGGUCGAAGACACUCUUUCCGCUCACCGCAAUGAACUCGUCUCCCUCCUCUCCAGGUACGUGGCCCAGGGAAAGGGGAUACUGCAACCCCAUCAUCUGCUGGACGAGCUUGAUAGCAUCAUCGGCGUCGGCGAGGCCAACCAAACUCUGUAUGAUGGUCCCUUUAGCGAAGUUCUAAGGUCUGCUCAGGAGGCCAUUGUUCUGCCUCCAUUCGUGGCGAUAGCAGUUCGUCCAAGGCCCGGUGUCUGGGAGUAUGUGCGAGUGAACGUGUACGAGCUAAGGGUGGAGCAGCUGACUGUCUCUGAAUAUCUUCGUUUCAAAGAAGAACUUGUGCAGGAAGAGAUAAAUGACAAUUACGUGCUUGAGCUUGAUUUUGAGCCUUUCAACGCCACAUUUCCUCGCCUAAACCAGUCAUCAUCCAUCGGUAGCGGCGUCCAGUUCCUCAACCGACACCUCUCCUCAAUCAUGUUCCGCACCAGAGACAGUUUGCAGCCCUUACUUGAUUUUCUCCGAGCCCAUAAACACAAGGGGCAUGUGAUGAUGCUGAACGAACGAAUAGAUAGCAUUCUCACACUUCAGUCUGCAUUGUCUAAGGCAGAGGAUUAUCUUUCUAAACGACCACAAGACACACCCUAUUCCGAAUUUGCACACUACCUGCAAGGGCUGGGUUUCGAAAGGGGUUGGGGUGACACUGCAGUACGGACUUUGAAUAUGAUGCAUCUCCUCUUGGACAUCCUCCAAGCUCCAGAUCCCUCUGCUCUGGAGACAUUUCUCGGUAGAAUACCCAUGGUGUUUAAUGUUGUCAUUUUGUCUGUACAUGGAUACUUCGGCCAAACAAAUGUUUUAGGCUUGCCUGACACUGGUGGACAGAUUGUGUACAUACUGGACCAAGUGCGUGCCCUGGAGAAUGAAAUGCUUCUGAGAAUAAACCAGCAAGGACUGAAUGUUACGCCUAGAAUUCUUAUUGUGACACGGUUGAUACCUGAUGCAAAGGGAACUUCAUGCAACCAGAGGCUCGAAAGAGUAAGUGGAACCGAGCACACACACAUUCUUCGAGUCCCUUUUAGAACAGAGAAAGGCAUUCUCCAUAAAUGGAUCUCAAGGUUUGACGUAUGGCCUUAUCUGGAGACCUUCACAGAGGAUGUUUCUAGCGAAAUAGUUGCCGAGUUGCAGAGUGUUCCAGAUCUGAUUAUUGGGAACUACAGUGACGGGAAUCUUGUUUCAUCUCUGUUAGCUCAUAAGAUGGGAGUAACACAGUGCACCAUUGCUCAUGCGCUGGAGAAAACCAAGUACCCUGAUUCCGACAUAUUUUGGAAAAGCUUCGAGGAUAAGUACCAUUUCUCAUGUCAAUUUACAGCUGACCUGAUAGCCAUGAAUGGGUCUGAUUUUAUCAUCACCAGCACAUACCAAGAGAUUGCAGGAACAAAGAAUACUGUUGGCCAGUAUGAGAGCCACAAAGCUUUCACCCUUCCAGGACUGUACCGAGUGGUCCAUGGCAUCGAUGUUUUCGAUCCAAAGUUCAACAUCGUCUCUCCUGGGGCAGAUACGUGCAUUUAUUUCCCAUACUCGGAGAAGGAAAAGAGGCUCACAUCUCUACAUGAUUCAAUCGCGAAGUUGUUGUAUGAUCCAGAGCAGAACGACGAACACAUUGGAACACUGAGUGACCCAUCAAAGCCCAUACUGUUCUCCAUGGCAAGGCUCGACCAUGUAAAGAACAUCACAGGGCUGGUAGAGUGCUACGCUAAAAGCAUGGUGCUAAGGGAACUCACAAACCUUGUCGUGGUAGCCGGUUACAAUGAUGUGAAGAAGACUAGUGACAAAGAAGAGAUCGUAGAAAUCGAAAAGAUGCAUGAACUCAUCAAGAACUACAACUUGGACGGGCACUUCAGAUGGAUAUCAGCCCAAACAAAUCGAGUUCGUAAUGGUGAGCUCUAUCGCUACAUCGCCGACAGGAGAGGCGCUUUUGUGCAGCCAGCAUUUUACGAAGCCUUUGGGCUCACAGUGGUGGAGGCCAUGACUUGCGGCCUUCCAUCGUUUGCUACUUGCCAUGGUGGCCCUGCAGAGAUCAUUGAGGAUGGGGUAUCUGGAUUCCACAUCGACCCAUAUCACCCAGAUAAGGUGGCCACACUUUUAUCAGAUUUCUUCCUAAGAUGCAAGGAGGAUCCCAGCUACUGGGAAGAAAUCUCUAAAGCCGGGCUUAAACGGAUCCAUGAAAGGUACACAUGGAAGAUUUACUCGGAAAGGCUGAUGACAUUGGCCGGGGUUUAUGGUUUCUGGAAGUAUGUUUCGAAGCUGGAGAGGCGUGAAACCCAUCGGUAUCUAGAGAUGUUCUACGUUCUCAAGUACCGUGAUCUGGUAAAAUCUGUGCCUCUGGCAAGCGAUGAGGAUGAAAGAUAG